Messenger RNA from Phalacrocorax carbo (great cormorant), 2913 nucleotides. The record is from RefSeq and is a predicted model, not a curated record. Lineage: Eukaryota; Metazoa; Chordata; Aves; Suliformes; Phalacrocoracidae.
CAUCGCCCGGCCCCUCGGCGUGGGCGUUUCUCUUCAAAAAAAAAAAUAGACGUCAAAAACAACAAACCCCCACCCCCCGCCGGACGCCGCCGGCUCGACCAUGGCCGCGGGAAACGCCGUGGAGAAUCUCCAGGAGGAAACCACUUGCUCCAUCUGCUUGGAUUUCUUCCGCGACCCCGUCAUGCUCUUGAGCUGCGGCCACAAUUUCUGCCGCCGUUGCCUCGACCGUUGCUCCGCCGACGCGGCCGCCUCCUGCCCCCAGUGCCGGUUACCUUUUCCCCACGGAGGUUUUCUUCCCAACCGUCAGCUGGCCAACGUGGUGGCGAGCGUCCGGGAGCUGACGACGCCGACGCCGGCCGAGCUUUGUCGCCGUCACCGUCGACCCCUCGGUCUGUUUUGUCGCCGGGAUGGGAUCCUGGUUUGCAGCGCCUGCGCCGAGCAUCGCGCCCACCCCACGGUGCCCCUCGAAGAGGCCGCUCGUGAGUACAGGGAGCGGUUCGAAGCUUCCCUAAAAGCCCUGCAAGAGGAGGACGAGCGGCGCGCCGGGCUGGCGGCGGCGGCGGCAGAGGCGAGGCAGGAGAUGCUGACUCGAGUCGAGGCCGAGAAGGAGAAGCUGCUGGAGGUGCUGGAAGGGCUCUGGGAGGCGCUGGGCAAACAGGAGUCGCUGCUCUUGGCCCGUUUGGGUCGCCUGCGCCGAGGGCUGGAGGAGCAGCGACGCGGCGAAGCCGACGAGUUGGCCCGGCUCCGGCAACGCCGCGCGGAGCUUCAGGCCAAGUGCCGGCAGCCGGACGGUGACCUGCUGCGGGAUGCCCAAAUCACUCUGAGCAGGUGCAUGGAGUGGAGGGCGCCGCCGUCGCUGCCGCCGAUGCCGGAGCUGGAAGCGGAGCUUGAGGAUUUUACCCUGAAAACUGACGUGUUGGCAGAGGUGGUGAAGCAGUUUAAAGCCAUCCUGCGCUGCUCCCUGGAGGAAGGCUCGGGGGGAUAUCGGCGAGAAACCGUGACGUUGGACCCGGCCACAGCUCACCCCCAGAUCCUGGUGUCGGCAGACGGCCGGACCGCGGUACGCCGGGAAUCUCCUCCAGCUCCUCUUCCUGCGGGAACGGAGCGCUUCGAGUCCCUCCGCUGCGUUUUGGGUCGGCAGGGCUUCGUGGGGGGUCGGCACCGCUGGGCCGUGGAGGUUCAUCCCGGUCCCGACUGGGCGCUGGGGGUGGCUCGGGAAUUCGUGCCCCGUAAGGGUUACUUCGGUCUCAGCCCCGAACGGGGGAUCUGGGCCGUGGGGCAGUGGUUGGGGCAGCUACGGGCUUUCACCCGGCCGGGCCCCACAUCUCUGCCCCACGUCCGCGUACCCCGAUGCAUCGAGGUGGAUUUGGAUUACGCCGGCGGGCGCGUGGCUUUCCGCGACGCCGACAGCGAGGCCGAGAUCUUCGCUUUCCCCCCGGCCGCUUUCGCCGGCGAACGACUCCGGCCGUUGCUCUGGCUGGGCGAGGGGCCGGCUCUGCUCACCCUUUGCCCCUGAAGCCCCCCCAAAACCAGACUCCAACCCCACCCCCCUUCCACCCCAACAACCGCCCCACCCAAUAAACAGCCCCAACACCCUCCCCCAGCCCCAUUUGCUUUCCCUUUUAACGCUUAAUUUUGCAAAAAUUACACUGAAUUUAGCAAAAUUAAUCACUUUUCACCCUCCCGCUCCUUGCCAGGUUUGCACAGGGUCAAAAUUCCCCUUAAAUACCAUUUUUUCGCAGCUCUGCUGGGUGGUUUUCUAAUAAAAAUAAACCUUUAAAAUAAAAAAAAACACGAAGGGAACGUCUUGCUUUCCACCGCGGCUUCGCGGCGCUCGCUCCCAACCCCUUUUCCCAAAGCAAAGCCCACCCCAAACGCAUGUUUUUCACCCAUUUAAUUAUUAUUUUUCAAAAAGCAGGAGAAAAAAAAAAUUAAAGAUGAGUGGAAAUUGCCCGCAGACCCAGAGCAGAGAUGGGUUUUGCGUGCUGGGGAGCAGGGAUGCACUCAAGGCACUUUAUUUUUUUGCUGAUUUAAUAGUUUUUUAGUGAUUUUUUUCCCCCCCCUUGUGCUGCGUUACCCCAUGAGGAAAUACCCACAAUGGGAAAACAGAUUUUUGCUUUCCCCAGUUGUUUGUCAGCACAAAAAGCCCAGAAAAACAGGAAGGCUCACCCAAAAAGGGGAAAAAAAAAAAAAAGCACAAUUUGAGGAAGAAAAAGGGCCGUGCUGCUGGCAGACGCCCUCGUAGGAGGGGUUUGCAGGAAGUUUCUGCUUCAGAUUUGCAGAGAAAUUAGGGGAAAUGGGAUAAAAGGACAUUUUGCGCCUCCCAGGAUCGGCUUCCUUGUGGUUUUGCAAUCGCCGCCGGGAUGGGAGCAGGGAGAGAGGCCACGGGUGGGAUUUAAUCCCCUGUUUUGCCCCCUAUGAGAAUAGAAGGGGGGAAAAAAAUAAACAAAACCAGCAUCUCGAGGCCGUGGGAAGCAGUUAUUAGGGUUAAACCACAAAAUAAAGCGUUCUUAUCAGGCGGGACCGGGCAGGUCGCUGCCUCUUACGGCCCCCGUCGUUCCGCCUCCGCUGCCAGAUUCGCCUCCCCGUCCGCAAGAGACUCGCGGCGUCGGGUCAAAAAGAGAUGAGAAACCACCACGAAAACCAGCUGCUUUGAUCUUCAGGGCUUGAAUUUUAAAUAAAGCCCCUGUGAAACCCGCAGAUCACCGCUAAACCUAAAUUACAGCCCAGGUCAGUUGCUUAAUUAGUCAUUUCCCCGCUCGGGUCACGGCGAGGAAGGCGGCGGCUCCCUCGAGAGCUCGGUACGGCACGAGGUCCGGCGACAUGUCGCGAGCGUAAAUCAAAGCGCUUCUCGGCGGCGCCCCGCUCCGACGGGCGAGCUUCUGGCGCUCCGUUUCACCCAGAAAAACCUUC